Molecule: messenger RNA, 444 nt
Organism: Merops nubicus (carmine bee-eater)
Lineage: Eukaryota; Metazoa; Chordata; Aves; Coraciiformes; Meropidae
Product: transthyretin-like
Exons: 4
Coding region: 1-444 (147 amino acids)
Biological process (GO): purine nucleobase metabolic process
Molecular function (GO): thyroid hormone binding
Source: RefSeq, a predicted model, not a curated record
AUGGCUUUUCAUUCCCUCUUGCUUGCUUUCUUAGCUGGCCUGGCAUUGUGCUCCGAAGCUGCACCACUGGAUUCUGCUGACUCCAAGCAUCCUCUUUCUAUAAAAAUCCUGGAUUCAGUCCGAGGAAGUCCAGCUCCAAAUGUUCCAGUUAAGUUAUAUAAAGAAGCUGCAGAUGGAUCUUGGGAACUGUUAAAUUCAAAACAAACCAACGACCACGGAGAGCUCCACGAGCUCACAAGUAAAGAACAAUUUGGCACAGGGACGUACAAGAUUGAGCUCGACACAGCCUCUUACUGGAAGAAACUGGGCUUGAACCCCUUCCACCACAGCGCUGAUGUGGAGUUCACAGCUAAUGAUUCUGGUUACAGACAUUACUCCAUCACUGCUUUCCUCAGUCCCUUCUCUUACUCAACUACAGCAGUAGUUAGUGAGCCAGUGGAAUAG